Messenger RNA from Nicotiana attenuata, 1401 nucleotides. RefSeq names its product pentatricopeptide repeat-containing protein At1g55890, mitochondrial-like. Bases 1 to 1401 code for a protein of 466 amino acids. Lineage: Eukaryota; Viridiplantae; Streptophyta; Magnoliopsida; Solanales; Solanaceae. The record is from RefSeq and is a predicted model, not a curated record. Gene Ontology annotation, molecular function: protein binding. The transcript is spliced from 3 exons. Gene Ontology annotation, cellular component: chloroplast.
AUGUCUUCUUCUUCCCUUUAUCGCCGGCUUUACGGCAUCUUUACCGAGAAUCAAAAAGUAACCAUCAAGCUUAAAACUGACAAGCCCAAAACAACCUCCUUAAAAUCCACCAAGCUCACACCUAAACUUACCGAAAAACAAGAACUCCAAACUAUAGUUAACAACUUCAAAAAAUCGUCGGAAUCCCCUCAAUUUCGACGCCAUAACUCCAACUAUCAAACCGCCAUUCGCCGCCUUGACAAUAACUCUUCCGCUAUCGAAGACAUUCUUGAGCACCAAAAACAAUACCCAGAAAUUAGCAAUGAGUUAUUUGUCUCCCGCCUCAUGCUCUUGUACGGUACAGCAAAGAUGUACGAACAUGCCCGUAAACUGUUCGACGAAAUGCCAAGCUUAAAAUGUCAGCGAACUGUUUAUGCUUUCAAUGCCCUUUUAGAAGCCUGCGUAAGGGCCGAAAAGUACGAUACUAUGAGAGAGUUGUUUCGGGAAUUACCUGAGGAGUUAUCGAUAGAGCCUGAUGUAGUGUCCUAUAAUACUUUGAUUAAAGCAUUAUGUAAAGUUGGUUCUUUGGAUUCUGCUGUCAGUGUAAUGGAUGAGAUGGAAAAUCAGGGGAUCAAACCGGAUAAAGUGACUUUCAAUACGCUUUUGACCGCUUAUCAUGAAUGGAAAAUGUUUUCUGAAGCAAAUGAUUUAUGGGUAUUAAUGCAAAAGAAAAACGUUGUUGCUGACUUGUGGAGUUACAACAUAAGAUUACGAGGUUUAGUUGCGAAUAACCAGGUUAAAGAGGCGAUUGAGUUGUUUGAGGAGAUGGGGAAGAAAGACAUCAUCCCGAAUGCUUUGAGUUAUAACACGAUGAUCAAAAUGUUUGUGGACGAUAGGAACUUGGAGGAGGCGAAAAGAUGGUAUGAGAAAAUGGUGGAAAAUGAACGUUAUCCGGAUAAUGCAACAUUUGGGAUGCUCAUUCAUUUUGCUUGUGACAAGGAUGAUCUUGAUUUUGCUCUUGACUUGUGUAAGAAAGCUAUGAAUUCAAAAGUUACUGUACAUAAUGCAACAAUGCAGAGGGUAGUUGAUGACUUGGCUGAGCAUUCGAAGCUUGAAGAUGCAAAGGAGCUGGUGAACUUGGCCAAAUCAUAUAAGCGAUUCCGGGCUUCGGGUAUGCCACAUCGCGUUCCAGAUUAUCCAGAUGCUUACGCUCGAUGGAAUGCCCUUAGCAGUUUUGGCUCUUAUAUAUCCGUAGUUGGGAUUUGUCGUUUCUUAGUGAUGGUGAGGACACAUACUACUGGGCAGGACAGACAACCACUAGUACCAUCAGCCAGGGCCGCGAGAGGCCGAGGUCGCGGUAGGGGCAGAGGUGCAGCUCGCACAUCAGCUAAGGCAGCACUUGCAGAUCUAUCAGUUGCCUAG